GACUCGUAUGUCAGGUUAAAAGAUGGCGAUUCCCAUGUGUUGACUUGUGAUGCUACGUAUAAUGAUUUGUUUUACUCUAUAAAAGAAGCUUGAAACGGGGUUGUAUUUUGAAAACCAUAGUCAUGAGACAGCUGGCGAUCAAUUUUUCCCAACUGUAAACAUGGAGACUGAACAACUGCUAUAUCACCUGGCAGAGAUAGAGGAACUGGCUGAGGACAUCAUCUCCGACAAACAUCAGAUGGUGGAAUUAGAUAAGAAACGCCAGAAAACAAGGGAGGCUAUUAGGCUGUUAUCAAAAGAUAAGAAAUCACAGAAGACUUGGGUGUGCUUUGGAAACAUGUUUAUCAAGUUACCUAAGGAAGAUACCAAGAAGUUACUGGAAAAGGAUUUCAAUGGACUAGACACAGAGAUCGCUGAUGUGUCCAAAGGUCUGAAGCCAAAAGUGAACAAACUUAGAGACUUGGAGCACAAAGAAGAUGUCAAGGGUUUCGGCCUCAAUGCAAUGUCCAGGGAUGAGAUACAGGCUGUAGAAGCACUCUUGUGACAUCUACAUGUACACUGCAAUGAUAUACUCAAAACACUAUUGAGCUCUUCAGAUCUUCUGUGUGUUCUUCACGUUUCCUUAUAUUAUUUUAUUAAGCAAUAGGCAAAAAUGCCUUUGUGCAUUACAUAAUAACAAUCCACAUAGGUGGUACAGGUGGAGUGGAACAUGAACAUGGACAAAGAAAUAUAUUUUGUAAUUGGUAUAAUAAUAUAAUUAUAUACAGCGACAGGUUCUAAGAAUAUUGGACAAAUUCCUAAAAUACGACGGUAUGCCUCGGAUUCUUCAACAUUAAGAAGAACAUUAAAAGUGUAAAGGUAUAUACUACAUAAAAUGCUUGUGUGUUAGUGUUUCAUAGUUAUUAUGGAUACAGUAAUGGAUACUGUGAGAGCGAGCUUGAUGACAAGCAUUAUGAAAAAUAAAAAUCUUAUGUGAAAAGUAUAUAUAAAAAAACAAUAGGAAGAUUGCUGAUUUAAUUCGUAUUUGUCUUGCAUGGUGUUUCUAAUAUAUCAUUUUUAUAAUAAGAGUUAUAAAAAGACUACAUAUUUGUC
Molecule: messenger RNA, 1092 nt
Organism: Mizuhopecten yessoensis (Yesso scallop)
Lineage: Eukaryota; Metazoa; Mollusca; Bivalvia; Pectinida; Pectinidae
Product: p53 and DNA damage-regulated protein 1-like
Exons: 4
Coding region: 161-544 (127 amino acids)
Source: RefSeq, a predicted model, not a curated record